Molecule: messenger RNA, 165 nt
Organism: Neurospora hispaniola
Lineage: Eukaryota; Fungi; Ascomycota; Sordariomycetes; Sordariales; Sordariaceae
Exons: 1
Source: RefSeq, a predicted model, not a curated record
GCCCCGCAAUCGCUCGAGUACGACCCCCGGUUUAGCGUACUCGUUAAUACGGUAAAAUACCUUAGUCGUUAUACUAUUAAUAGUAUUCCUAGUAGGAUUGUUAAUUUGGGAAUAGAUAAUAUAUGCGUUGUAUUACUUAAUUUUAUAGCCGAUCUUAUUGACUAA